UAUACUCACCAUAAUCCACUGAUUCCACUAUUAGAGCUGCUGAUUCCACAGAUGCUGGAGGAGUGGAAAUAGGCAAAAAGUUGCAUCCAUCGUCCAUUCAACUGGGUUGAGUCCUCACUCCACAGUGGUCCUUGGCUGUACCAUCUCCUCAUCUUCUGCAAGCCCUAGCUGAGCUCCAAUGGCUUCCUUCUCAAUCUCCACAAGCCUCUCUCCAUCACACUCACUCUCAAAACGAUCACCUCUCUCACCCGCUUACUCUCGUCCUUGGGUCCCAUCUCACCAUCGCCUUAACUCCUCUACUUGGAGGUUCAGACCUCCGAAAUUGAACGCCCGACUCGAAAACAAGCCCGGAGACCCACCCUCCUCCACCCCGCGAGAGGCCCAAUCCUUGUCUGACAAACAGCUUCAGGAACUGACACCAUCAUCUGGAUCAUGUGAUCCCCUAUGUUCUGUUGAUGAAUUAAGCUCACAAGAUUUUGAAGCCACAUACCAGCCAAAGACCGAUUUGCUGAAAGCUCUUGCAAUUCUUGCAGCAGCUACAACAGGAGCAGUUGCAAUUAAUCAGUCGUGGGUUGCUGCUAAUCAGGAUGCUGCUAUGGCAUUGCUAUUUGGAGUGGGAUAUGCUGGAAUAAUUUUUGAAGAAUCUCUAGCCUUUAACAAAAGUGGAGUGGGGUUAUUGAUGGCUGUGAGCUUAUGGGUUAUAAGAAGCAUUGGGGCACCUUCAACUGAUAUAGCUGUUUCAGAGCUAACUCAUGCAUCUGCUGAAGUUAGUGAAAUAGUGUUUUUCUUGCUUGGUGCAAUGACCAUUGUUGAGAUUGUUGAUGCUCAUCAAGGGUUUAAGCUGGUUACUGACAAUAUAACAACUCGCAAGCCACAAACUCUACUUUGGGUGGUUGGUUUUGUGACUUUUUUCCUCAGUUCGAUCCUUGACAACCUGACGACCACCAUUAUCAUGGUUUCCUUAUUGCGAAAACUGGUGCCUCCAUCAGAAUUCCGCAAGUUCCUAGGAGCAGUUGUUGUGAUAGCCGCAAAUGCUGGUGGUGCUUGGACUCCCAUUGGUGAUGUUACCACUACUAUGCUGUGGAUUCAUGGUCAGAUAUCCACAUUGCAGACAAUGAAGGGUUUGUUUAUACCUUCUGCUGUUUCUCUGGUUGUCCCGCUGGCUCUUAUGUCCCUCACUAGUGAAGUUAAUGGGAAGGGACAGGAUUCUCCCAAUGUUUUGGCAUCUGAACAGAUGGCUCCAAGAGGACAGCUUGUUUUCGCUGUUGGAGUUGGAGCUUUGGUGUUUGUUCCAGUGUUCAAGGCUGUGACUGGUUUGCCUCCUUUUAUGGGUAUUCUGCUUGGGCUUGGAGUUCUUUGGAUUCUGACAGAUGCUAUUCAUUAUGGUGAAUCGGAAAGACAAAGAUUGAAAGUUCCACAGGCUUUAUCACGCAUUGACACUCAAGGAGCCCUUUUCUUCCUUGGAAUCCUUUUAUCUGUCAGCAGUCUUGAGGCAGCAGGGAUUCUCCGGGAAUUAGCAAAUUACCUUGAUGCACAUAUCCCUAAUGUUGAACUUAUUGCAAGUUCAAUAGGUGUCGUGUCAGCAAUUAUAGACAAUGUUCCACUGGUUGCAGCGACAAUGGGAAUGUAUGACCUUACCUCAUACCCCCAAGACUCUGAGUUCUGGCAGCUGAUUGCCUAUUGUGCUGGUACGGGUGGAUCCAUGCUAGUUAUUGGCUCUGCUGCUGGAGUUGCAUUUAUGGGGAUGGAAAAAGUGGACUUCUUUUGGUACUUAAGGAAGGUGAGUGGGUUUGCCUUUGCAGGCUAUGCUGCUGGUAUUGCUGCCUACCUAGCACUUCAUAACCUCCACAUUUCCACAACUCUAGCUCAUGUUCCUUUCUUCUCUGGUUCAUAAAUCAUGGUGCUCAGAUUUUGAUGCUUUCUGGCUCCCCAAAUGGCAGUGUACAUCACAAAAUGUGGUGGCUCACAUGAUAUUGGCAUGACAAUAUUAUGGGACCAUUUUAAUUAGACCCAGAGAUGCAGAUUGUGGCAACUUUUAUGGAAAAAAAAAUAUAAUGCUGCCAAGAGUCUAAUAAUAUUCUCUUUCCUGCUAAGAAAGCAGCCCUAAAGGAAGCAUGUAUGAAGUGCACUCAGACAUUCAUCUUCAGAUGUACAUUUUUUUUGCAAACCCAAAUAAAAAUGAUAUUUCAAUUUCCAUAAA
Molecule: messenger RNA, 2200 nt
Organism: Vitis riparia (riverbank grape)
Lineage: Eukaryota; Viridiplantae; Streptophyta; Magnoliopsida; Vitales; Vitaceae
Product: sodium/proton antiporter 1
Exons: 10
Coding region: 179-1894 (571 amino acids)
Biological process (GO): sodium ion transport; transmembrane transport
Cellular component (GO): membrane
Molecular function (GO): antiporter activity
Source: RefSeq, a predicted model, not a curated record